CGAGGUGGAGGAAUGAACAGUCUGUGGAUGUCUUAACUAAAGUGAGUUAUUGAUAUAACUACCGACUGAAUUCGUUAUAGGCUCCUCUCACCGUCUCGGAGCCUAACAAACUCGAGUGUGGAGUUGUUUUACAUGUGAAAUCUGUGAGUGGCGAGAACUGGACAGGCAAGUAACUCAACUAACAACCGUUUAAUGAAUUUAAAGAGGGAAAGCUACAGAUGAAAGGGGCGACCGAAGAACUGUCAUAUCGAUUUCGCUUUCGAAUAUUGUUUUUGGAGUGACAAGGAAAAGGAAGGGAAUGCAGCGUCAUGAUUAGACACGGAUGAGUUUCCCGUUGACAGUUUCUUUGUGUUCUCAAAGAAAAGGAACUGCAGCUCUAGUGGAAUAGACAGAACAGCCUUUGCCCGAUCCCUACCUUUGGGGUCAGGGAUCAAGGGCAAGGCAGUCUAAACAUGCUCUCAAACAAGACAUGUGAGAACAUCACUCGAAUUGAUGUAAAUGGGAACCCUGUGAUGAGCAUUGUAAUGUUCAUUGCUGGGGUGGUCGGCAACCUGCUGGCCUUGGCUAUCCUAGGGGUUCACCAGAAAGAGCAUCGCACCAAGUCCUCUGUCUUCUGCAUCCUCGUGACGGGCCUUGCUCUGACAGAUCUUGUGGGAACGUGUUUACUCAGCCCACCAGUUUUCGUUUGCUAUGCUCAAAGCACAUCCCUGGUAGGUCUUACAGGAAAUUGGUGGCUGUGCGGACUCUUCGCCUUCGCCAUGACAUUUUUCGGCCUGGCCUCUAUGUUCAUACUAUGCGCCAUGGCGGUGGAGCGAUGCCUUGCCAUCAGUCACCCUUACUUCUACUCGAAACAUGUGCGGCGAAGCUUUGCUAAGAUUGUCCUCUUACUCAUCUAUCUCUUUACCUUUGCUUUCUGCUUGCUGCCCUUCUUUGGAUAUGGAAGGCACAAGCAGUACUGUCCUGGGACGUGGUGUUUCAUCAAGAUGGAGGCAGAAGGAGAGGGUGAGGAUGAGGAGAGACGAACGCUGGCCUUCUCGCUGUCCUACUCUGUGCUCAUGGCACUCCUCAUCACUGUAGUUUUCUUGUGUAACGGUUCAGUCAUUGUCAGCCUGUGCCGCAUGCACCGGAGCCAAAUAACUCGCCGGGGUUCGGUGGUGUCAGCCGGACGAAAGAGGAGGUUGAGUACCUGGUUUGGACAAGGAGAGGAAGAAAUGGACCAUCUAAUCCUACUGGCCUCCAUGACCUUCAUUUUCGUCAUUUGCUCCUUACCGCUGACUAUCUGUGGCUUUGUGAAUGCCAUUAGUCCGGUGGGGAAUGACCAGCAGAAUCUCAUGGCGUUCCGAUUCUCUGCUUUUAACCCCAUCCUGGACCCUUGGAUCUUCAUCAUCUUCCGCAAGGCUGUCUUCCACCACCUUCGUUCAUUCUUCCACUGCCGUUUCUCCAGAGACUCAGUGAAGACCACAGCUCAAACUGCCCUGUCCUUCCCUCUGGAGGCUGGAGAUCUUAGUCACAGUUCCAGCAUCCAGAACAAAAUCUACUGCAGCCUUCCCCAAUGAAGAACAGAGCAUUUCUUGACAAAGUACCUAUUGCGUUGUGCACUGAAGAAUUUCAAAAGGUGAAGAUGAGACUUGGAAACUUUAGUUAAGAUUUAAAAACUACAUUAAGAGUGGUUUAAAGCCAAUACAAAAUGUAUCUUUGGUGGUAAGAACCAAGAAUGAGAACAUGGGCGUCAUGGCAAUGGAGAAGAAAAUGGACUUUGUAAAUAUGUAAACAAAUGUUUAGGGCUAAGUAGGCUCUUCUGUACAUGUAAAACACGAAAUUUAGGUGCCCAACAUACUAGAGAUGCAAGUGUGCUUGUUAGAAAAACUCAAAAAAGAACAUGAAGGUACAAACCACCAAUGUCAUUAAGCAAAGCUGGGGUAGUGGCACAAACCACACACAUACAAAGAAAAGUUUCCACAGAUUGUCAGUUAUUCUGCAGUUUCCAGUCAUCAAGCAUUGAACAUGCUCUUGAAGCUCACAAGUGAACAAUUUGUUCAGAUAUGGACUAAUGGAAUGGAAGCUGAGCCAUCAAUUAUAUUAAUGCAAAAGUGACUAACAACACUUCAAAUGACUCCCAACCAGGCUUUUCAUUCUACACCUAACACUGGGUUAAUGUCUUAAACCUUAGUAAAGGCCACUUUUAACCCUGGCUUAUGCAAGGUUUCCCAUUUGUAAUUUUGAAAACAUGUUAGCUUUUAACCCUUAGUUAUGAAACUCCACUGCAAAGCUGAAUUGCGGUGCCAAAGGUAUACAGUGCCUCAUUAAACAUUCAAACAGUUAAAACAUUAAAUUGACGACAAAUACAACAAUUGGAGUGAUGAAGACACAUUUCCAUUGAUGGAGAAGCAGUUGUUAAAACAGGCUCUGUGCUGUGCCUAUCCAAUCAAUGUUAUUAAAUGUGUAAAUAUUAGAGAUCGACCAAUAGUGGAUUUUGUCGAUACCGAUAACCAAGGUGGCAGAAAAGGCCAAUAACGAUUAAUCGGCUGUAAGUUUAAAUAUCGAUUUUUAGAAGGAAUAAAUAUUUCUUAGCCUAUCCUUGUCAAAAAUUAAUACAGUUCCCAAAGCAGUUUAUUGUGCAACCAAAAUCCCAAUAUUUAACUAUAAACCGUUACAAUGCUCUUUAUGCAAGUAUUUACCAAAUUAAGUAUUUUAUAGCCUAUAUAUCCACCAGAUGAAAAGUUUUGUAUAUAUAUUUCACCAAAUGAGGAUUAUUGAUGAGGAAUUACAAAAAAAAAAAAAAAAAAAAACCCUAUCAGCAACUGCAAAACUGAGAUAUCUGCCAAUAACCGAUAGUUCCAAAAAGCAACUAUCGGUACCGAUUAAUCUGUAAAACCGAUAUAAUGUUCUACCUCUAGUAAAUAUGCAAAAGACUAUAUUAAGCCAGGGUUUAUUAACUCAGUAUAAACAGUGUGAAACAUGGAACAUAAUAACCCAGGAACAAUUUAAAGUGUGAAAAGCCCAUUUAUACGGUCUCAGAUUAGUGAAAAAUUUAAAUAGAACUGCUAUUAUGUUUGCUCCUCUUGGUGUUUAGAGAAACAUUUGUGCUAUUUUAAAUUUAAGUCAUUCAGUGUCUGAUCAUUUUGUUUGGAUAAAGUAGCAUGUUUACAUAAAAUCCCUGACAAACUGCAAUUUUUUGAGGGGAAAAAAUAUAAUUUCCGAUUUCUAAUUACAGAUCACAUUUCAGUUAUUAUUUCAUGGUGGUACAUAAGUAUGGAUAAAAUACUUUUAAUUGUAAUUAUUUAAUUAAAAAAAAAAUAAGAGUGAGUAAACAGGUAUCUGGCCCACGUACAGGAGACUAAAGCGGGCCAAAUGGAUAGUCUCUGACAGGUGAGAUUCUAACCGGAACUGGCCUGAACAUAUUGUGCUGUUUGGGAAAAGACUAUGAGGGGAAAGUCUUUUGUAUAGUGUAAAAAGCUUUCACCAUACUGAAUGUUUAGAACAAGGUUCAAACUAUCCUGCCCAAAGCAAUGCACGUCUGCUUUCAUAACUGCUCUCAAAGUAUAAUCCUAAAUGUUUAAUUCAAAACCAUGGAUAUCUGACUUUAAGAAAGAACACUUGCUUUCGUCUACCAUAUUUAGUGGUUAUUGUAAUGGAGCCAUGCAACAUUGUGUUGAUGCAUAUUUAUAGACUGUUUGCAGCUAUUAUAAAACUACACAUGGGUCCAAGUCAGCUGUUACAAAACAGCUGAGAACAAAUGGACAGUCUUGU
Molecule: messenger RNA, 3750 nt
Organism: Myxocyprinus asiaticus (Chinese sucker)
Lineage: Eukaryota; Metazoa; Chordata; Actinopteri; Cypriniformes; Catostomidae
Product: prostacyclin receptor-like
Exons: 3
Coding region: 453-1556 (367 amino acids)
Biological process (GO): negative regulation of smooth muscle cell proliferation; positive regulation of cytosolic calcium ion concentration; inflammatory response
Cellular component (GO): plasma membrane
Molecular function (GO): prostacyclin receptor activity
Source: RefSeq, a predicted model, not a curated record